This is a messenger RNA of Trematosphaeria pertusa, 1155 nucleotides long. RefSeq names its product glycosyltransferase family 25 protein. The transcript has 3 exons. The coding region runs from base 1 to 1155 and encodes 384 amino acids. NCBI's taxonomy places the organism in Eukaryota, Fungi, Ascomycota, Dothideomycetes, Pleosporales, Trematosphaeriaceae. The record is from RefSeq and is a predicted model, not a curated record.
AUGGACGCGGGACGCCGUCGCCUCUCUCUCCUUCUCCUAGCAUUCCCGACAUUCGCCCUGCUCGUCCUGUUCUUCCACCCUCGCGCCUUCCCUGUUGGGCGGUAUUCGUCGACGUCGACUUCUUCUGUGGUCGUCACUGCUGCGAAUUCCACUCUGGGUUUCGGCGCUCUACUUGCCGUUUCACACGCCGCAUCCCCGAGAAGAGAGGGUCUGCUAUGGGCCGCGAAUCUGACGGGCUUGGAGAUUACGAUUCCCGAGCAGCCAGUAUGGACCGAAGGCGACUUGGAAUCCUUCAGAGCGAGGGAGGGUAGCCGCAUCUCGAAGGGGAGCGCGCUGGCUUGGUUGGGCCAUCUGAAUGCGCUGAGGUGGUUUCUCUCCUCAGACCACCAAACGGCUCUCAUCCUCGAAGACGACGUAGACUGGGACAUCGCCCUCCGCCUCUCCCAAGUGCCCCUCACAGCAACCGGCCUCCGCUCCCUCCUAUCGCCCGAAAACACAACCACGACCACGCACCCCUUUCUCUUCCACCGGCCAAGCAUCCCGGCCGCACACUACUGGAGCCCGCCAGCAAACUGGGAGAUCCUCUGGCUCGGCCACUGCGGCGACAAAACGACACCCCGCCACAUCUUCUCCCGCCCACACGUCGCCUACCACGACGCCACCGUGCUCCCGCACUCCGACCUCGACCCAGCUACCUCCGCCCUGCUCGACGCCCUCUCCGUGCCCGAAGAAGCGCGCCUCGUCCACCGCUCCUACUGGCCGCUCUGCACCUUCGCCUACGCCGUGACGCGCGCCUCCGCGCAGCGCAUCCUCGCCGCCUACAGCACCGAGGGCGAAGGCGGAUGCCAAGCCUUCGACGUCCGCAUGCUGGAAGCGUGUCGCGAUCACGACUGGCUGUGCUACACGGUUACGCCGGAGCUGUUCCACCACAUUGCAGCGCCGAGCGAGAUUUCGCACGUCGACAAGGGGGGAGGAGGAGGGGCAGAUGGCGCUGUUUCUAAACCGGAGGACCGGCCGAAGAAAGCGACGACGAAUAUCGGAUGCGGGGCGCGGCAGCCGGGGUUUUGGGUUGAUAACGAGGACGAGAAGUUGAGGGCGUGGUUGAUGGGUAAGGUGCUGAAGGGCGAGUGUUUGGUCGACCCCUGGAUGGAGUAG